Messenger RNA from Alligator sinensis (Chinese alligator), 6245 nucleotides. Its product is annotated as up-regulator of cell proliferation-like. Gene Ontology annotation, molecular function: GTP binding. The transcript has 9 exons. The coding region runs from base 298 to 5859 and encodes 1853 amino acids. NCBI's taxonomy places the organism in Eukaryota, Metazoa, Chordata, Crocodylia, Alligatoridae. The record is from RefSeq and is a predicted model, not a curated record.
CUGGUAGGGAACGGAGGGUGGGCAGCAAAGGCAGCGGUAUUGCUACCAAGCAUUUUCAGGGGGGCUAGCGAGCGCAGCAGGAGUAAGCAAGACAAAUCCUGAGGAGAGCGGGUCAAACGAGACCUGGCCUGACUGCUCUUUUUUUCCCUCUUUCCAUGGAACAGUUCGAGACGCCGUCUGACGAUGCUGGACCGGCCGUACCAGACGACACGGGGGUCGACACAGCAAGAGGAGCAGGCUCCCGACUCUGUGGAUGCUGCCCCGGCUGACUGUUCGGGGACUGGGUGAAAAACCAGGAUGGAGAAGACCCUGGAGGACCAUCUGCUGGAGGCCGUGGAAGGCCUUGGGAAGGAGGACUGGAAGAAGUUCAAGUACAAACUGAAGCACUACAGACUCAAGCCAGGCUACAACCACAUCCCCUGGAUGAUUCUGGAGGAGGCAGAGCGCCUGGAGGUGGUGGAGGAGAUGACAGACCACUUUGGGACACGCUACGGGGUGGAGAUCGCGGUGGACGUGCUGAAUGCUAUAAACAAGAGGAAACAUGCAGAUGAUCUCAGCCGGGCCCUGAGAGAAGAUGAUGUAAAUCAGAGCGCAGUAUCAGUGACUGCACAAGCUCCAAGGCAGGAGGGGAGAGAUGGCUUGGAGCAAGGACAAGCGUCAGAGUCUCAGCAGGGCACAGAACAGGAGGAGGAGGCUGGCAUCAAUCCUGAAGAGAAAACAGAGAUUCGGGAAGACCCAGCACUGGAGAAGACAGACACUUCCCCUGGAGGAGAUCCUGAAAACCCAGAGAGUCUCACAGCUGCGGGAGCUACUGAAGAGGAAAUCCAGGAUGAACAGGGCAGUGGAAGUGAAUUGAGGAGGUGUGAUGAGGGGAUGCGUCAGCAACCACUGGAAACAGAAGAAGAGAGAUUCAACACUUUGCAUCAGCUUCCUGAACAUCUCUAUGUGGCCAAAGACAUGAACCCUAAAAGCUGGUUUCUCCCUUCGAGGUGUGAUGACAGGAUGGAUAUGCAACCACUGGAAAAAGAAGAAGAGAGAUUCAACGCUUUGCGUCAGCUGUGUGGUAGUCAGCAGAAGAGAUUGAGGAGCCUUAGAGACUCUACUAGGACCAAGCAGGAAGUCCUUGGAAGGAAGAGUCAGUGUCCUUGGAAGGAGACCUUUCGCAAAGAGAGAAGGCAAGCCCCUUGCGAAGUCCUCUCAAGGCUACACCUGAUAAGGUACGUGGAUGAUAAACUCAAGCUGAGCCACGUCUUGGAGAUCAUCACAAGACACCAGACGCCCCGGUCAUUAGCAGAUUUCCCGUGGCAUUUCCUGAGGAAGGUGCUGGGCCUGGACGGGACCGCCAGAAAUAUGGGUUUGGGGCAAAAGGCUGAGGGAGGAGAUGACAAGGGCGAGAUGGACACCGGGGAGACUCUCCACCCCCUGGACCUGAUCUGUGCUGUCCUCUCCUGCUCCGAUCCUUUCCUCCAGCAGGAAAUCCUGGCCAGAAUGGCUGUGUGCCAGUUUGCCCUCCCCUUGCUUCUCCCCUCCCUCAAGGCCUCCAAAUGCACCCUCUUGCUGUGGGCCAUGAGGGGCAUUGUGACAACGUGGAUGCCACACACCAAGGCCAAGAGCCGGGGGCCCAGAGAGGAGAGCCUGGUGCUCACCCUGAUGCCCACCUUCUCCUUCGUGCGGCUGGGACGCUGUAGUGUCUCCAAGUCCAGGCUCCUCAAUGAAAUCCUCAGCCCCCUCCAACGGCCCCAUAACUUCUUUGUCCACCGGGACAUGGAGGCUGGCAACGUCCCCCGGAAAUUGGCCAACGGGCUGGUGGAGAUCUCGUGGUACUUCCCUUCAGGCAAGAAGAGCUCUGACCUCUUCCCAGAGCCCCUGGCCGUGACCAACCUGCGUGGGGACAUCAAGUCACACUGGCAGGAAUUCACCUUCUUAACACAGGUCUCGUCAGCCGUCUUCAUCCUGACUGAUGGUGUGCAGCAAUCAGACUACGAGCUUCUCUCCUCCCUGCAGGCAUCCACCACCACCUACUACUUCAUCCUCGCCCACCAGGAUGGGGCGACCAAUGAAAUGGUGGACUCGCUGAAGAACCUAACCCCUGCCCUGAAACUCAGUCAAUCGCAAGUGCUGGUGAGGGGGCAAGAUACCCACCACGCGCAUUUCGUGGAGAAGCUACGGAGAAGCCUGAGGGACACAAUGACGGGGGCUGAAAGGAAAGGGAGGCUCUCGGACAUGGCUGACGUGGCCCGUGGCCUUGAGAUGAAGGUGGAUGAGGACCAUGAGGCAUGUCAGAAAGGAAAGGCGUGGGCCGGAGACAUCACCAGGGAAAUCAAAGACGUGGCAAAGUACAAGCGAGACAUGCUGAGACUCCAAGGGGACCUGUGGAAAGAGCUGGCGAGAGUGGAGAAGGAGCGGUGCCAGAUGAGAAGCCAAGGGGACGCCGCCCCAGAGCAAUACCAAUCUCAGCUGACAGCCAGGUGGCUGCAUCUACGGGGCCAGCAACAUACGUGUGGGGUCCCGCCUGGCGUGACUAAAUUCAUCGCGGCCUUGAGACAGCUCACCCCGGUGGAGAAACGCUACUUCCUGAAAUGGCUCGUGCUCCAGCUGGAUCACGUCAUGUGGGGGGAUCUCUCCAGGCAGCGCCCCCAAGACAAGGAGAAGCCCAACAGAUUAGACCCACGUCGGCUCCAGGAGGCGGAUGAAUUGGUCUCCGCCGCUUCCCUGGGCGUGGAGCAUUUCAUGCGGGAGCUGGGGCAGCUCUACGAGGCCGAGUGCUCCAUGCUGAAGGAGGGAAACAUCCAGGAGCACCAAAGGAAGUUCAGCCCCCUCCCGGGCAUCGCGGCCGAGCUGAUGCUGGAAGGCUUCCCCAUGGAGCUGAUCGACGGAGACGCCGCCAACAUCCCGGUGCAGUGGGUGACCGAUCUGCUGACUCAGCUCCACGCCAGGGUGGAGGGCAGGUCCCGGUUGCUGGUAGUGACGGUGAUGGGAGCCCAGAGCACGGGGAAGUCCACCCUACUCAACGCCAUGUUCGGGCUGCAGUUUGCCACGGGCACUGGCCGAGGCACACGAGGGGCCUUCAUGUCACUCUGUAAGGUAGCGGGCACCUCCCAGGAGCAGCUGGGCUGUGAUUUCCUCCUGCUCAUAGACACCAAAGGCUUGAAAGGCCCUCAGUGGGCCAUCCCACAUGACAACGAGCUGGCCACCGUGGUCGUUGGCUUGAGUGACAUCGUAAUGGUGAACGUGGCCAUGGAGAACACCACAGAGACGAAGGACGUCCUCCAAGUUGUGGCCCACGCAGCCCUCAGGACGGGGAAGAUUGGGGUCAAGCCCUUCUGCCAGCUGGUUCAGCACGACUUCAGUGAUGGGUCGUCCCGCCCCCAAAACGUGGCCCUCCUGGAGCAGCUGAAAGACGUGGCCCAAGCCGCAUCCAGGAUGGAGAAAGGGAAAGCCACAAAGCUUUCCGACGUGAUGCACUACGAUGCAGAGAACCACACCUGGUGCCUCCCGGGGCUGUGGCGUGGCACGCCCCCCAUGGCUCCCGUGAACCCGGCGUACAGCAAGAGCGUGGGGGAGCUGAGGGCGUCUUUGUUUGAGGCCCUGCAGAAAACCAGGCCUGAAAACAGAGCUGCCAAGGACAUCCCCCAGUUCGUGGAGUGGAUGAGGAGCCUGUGGCGCGCGGCCAAACACGAGAACAUCACCCUCAGCUUCAGGAACAGGUUGCUGGCGGAGGCCUACAACCAGCUCUCCAUGGACUACACCGAGCUGGAGUGGGGCUUUCGCAAGGCGAUGCUCUUCUGGGCCUCCGAGACAGAGACGUGCAUCCAGAACCAGCCCACGGGGAUGCUGGACAAAAGGGCCUCCAUCCAGCUGCAGCGCGAGGUGCAGGAGAGGGUGAGGCAGGAGGUGGGAAAGCUGGUGGAGGGCAUCGAGCUUUGUUUUGAACGCGAGGCAGCGAGUCUUCAGCUGAUGGAAAAACACCGGGAGGAUUUUCUCAGGAGCGCCUUGGGCCUCGGGAAGGAGCUGGAGAACGAUUGCUUCGCCAAGUGCCAAGAAGCCGUUGAAGUAGCCAAGGGCCGACACAGGCUGGAGGUUGCCCUGGGAGAGUGUCACAGACAGCUCGGGAAGAAAGUCAGCGGGCUUCUCGAGCAGUGCCGGGCAAGUGAAGACCACCUCAACAGCGACGCGCUGGAUGCAGAAUUCGAACAUGCGUGGAGAGAAACACUAUCCAAGCUGCCUCUGAAUCCUCUAGAGAAAUAUAACCUGGAGAAACGUCAGAUCCGGGAAGAAAUGGAGACCCAGCUGAGAAAGGACCUUGAGCACCUUGAGGGCACCGCACGGGAGCUCUUGGGAGAGGCCCGGCUCUUGUCUGAUCGCCCAGCGCUACCUUUCCAAAUGAGGAAGGAGUACCUGGACCUCUCCGCCGUCAGGGGCAUCAUCGAGCGGUGCACGCAGGCGUGCUGGGAACGCACAGAAGCCCUUGCUCAAUCCCUCAUUGAAGACUGCAAGCGUUACACCGCGGAGAAGGCUGCCUCCAAAGCAGGGUACCACGAAGUCUACUGCAGAGAGCUGCUGCGGAUGGUUAACAAACCCCUCCGGAAAUGUCCCUCCCAGCAGAGAAGGACCAGCGCCCUCUUUGAAGUCGAGCUCAAGCGGCACAUUUUGGGGGAGGCAGCUGCUGAGUUCCAGAAGAUGCACGAAGACUUUAUUCGGGAAAACGGCACUCUUCAGCACUUGGAGAAGCUGAAACCUCAGUAUCUCUCCAUGUUCAAAGCUCGUUACUGGGGGAGACAUGAAUGCCAAGACUGGGCCUGGGAUUUCUGCCAGUGGUGCCUGAAGCCGGCUCUGGAGGACUAUGUGAGCAAGAGGCUUGGGGUUGAAAUCAUGGAUGACUUGGUGACCAGGGGAGGGUCUAGCAUGUUCAAGAGCAGGAUUCACUUCCAGUAUGCCGUCCUGAAGGAGCUGCUGGAACGGGAGGAUUUCAACGGCUAUGUGCAGUACAUCCAAAGCUACGUGGAGUUUGUCAAAUCCCGGAUCCAGCGGCAACUGGUGACUCACUACACAGAGAAGGCGAGGCUGGGAGGCUUGGAGGAGAAGGUCUUGUCCACCAUAACCAAGAAGGUUUACAAGGUCCUUGAAUGCUCUGAGGCUGAGAAGACUCAGCCGGUCUCCACCUUCCUCGACCGCUUCUGUGAAGAGCUGCGGCAGGAUCUCGUCAUCCCUAGAGACAGCUUGGAAGUGAUCCUCUUUCAAACCACUGCCACCGCCGGCGAGUUCUCGGCUCACCUCCUACAUCUCGUCCCUCUGCUGCAAAGAGAAGUCUUGGCCAGCUGGAAGAACGUGGAGGUACAGUCGAGGCUCUCCAGGCUUCCCGUCAAGCCCCAGGAUGAGAUGUUCAAGCGUGUGUUCGGCUGCGGGGAGCAGUGCCCCUUCUGCAAAGUGCCCUGCGAGGCUGAGGGCAGAGAGCAUGGAGAGCACUUUGCAUCCGUCCAUCGGCCUCAAGGAUUGGACAGUUACAGGUGUGAAGAGACCAAUGUCCUCGUGUUUGACGUGUGCUCCUCCUCUGUUGUCUCCAACAAUUGGUUCCAAAAUGCCGACACGGCCGGGCAACUGCAUCCGUACAAAGAGUACCAGCAAUACUACCCGGCCUGGUGCAUCCAACCAGAUCCCAGCAUCCACGCUUCCGAUUACUGGAAGUUCGUUUUCAAGGAGUUCAACGAGCAGUUUGCUCGGGUGUACAAGUGUCUCCCGGCCCGUCUCCCGGAGGACUGGUGUAGACUCACGAAAGAGCAGGCCCUGCAGAGCCUCUGGAAAAGCACUUACAUGAGCAGCAGAGUGAGACUGUCCCAGCAGGACUCUCCUGGGACAUAACAACCACCCAGUGCCUCGUGAUAACACACGGACAUUGCUUUUCUGCCCGUCUCCAGUCCCGUUGCAGGAAGAGAAUCAAAUGGGAUUCCGGGGUCCUAUGAAAUCCUUUGUGCAGGUUCCCAUCUACAGCUGUCACAAAGGUUGGGUACCUCAUGCCCCUUGGUUCCCUCGUGCACCUCUCUGCCCGGCUGGUCCCGUUAGGAAUGCUUUGCUUUUAAUGCAGAGAGAUGCGACCUUGCUGUGUACAAGUGCUCUGUAAGGAGGCUCUUCUCCGUUUGAAUAGUACAAGCAUAUCGAGAUGUAGAUCGUGUUCAUCAUUCACUAGCUGCCAUCAUCGCUUGUGCAUAUUAAUAAAGCUGGCUUGCUUUCCCUCCAUGGGUAGACUC